This is a messenger RNA of Lodderomyces beijingensis, 2052 nucleotides long. NCBI's taxonomy places the organism in Eukaryota, Fungi, Ascomycota, Pichiomycetes, Serinales, Debaryomycetaceae. The record is from the annotation of a GenBank genome assembly.
AUGUCAUCAUCUGAAUUUGAAGCAUUUUUAGCUGCUCUUGGUACUAUAAGUUACGAUCCCGUUAAAGCUGAAGUUGAAGCUGACGUUGAAGUUGGAGUGGAACCUGAAACUGUACCUGCAUCCCAAUCUGCAUCCCAAUCUCAGUCUCAACCUCAAUCCCAAUCUCAGUCUCAACCUCAAUCCCAAUCUGCAGCCCAAUCUCAGUCUCAACCUCAAUCCCAAUCUGCAUCCCAAUCUCAGUCUCAACCUCAAUCCCAAUCUGCAUCCCAAUCUCAGUCUCAACCUCAAUCCCAAUCUGCAGCCCAAUCUCAGUCUCAACCUCAAUCCCAAUCUGCAGCCCAAUCUCAGUCUCAACCUCAAUCCCAACCAUCCCAGAGGCAGACCGACUUGAAAAGAAAACUAAGCUCUUCCGAUUCAAACCAAGAACCGGAAGGAGGUAGUGGUGCCAAAAAAGCUAGAAUCACUGAAGCCAGCAAAACUCUGGCAUUCACUGAGCCUAUAUUUGAUAAGCCACCGCCUCAAAGGAUUGGUUUCUUAGACAUGCAAAGAUUGGAGUACGCCACGAAAGCCGUGCAAAAGGGUAUUCAGCUUAUCCUCACCCAGGCCCCCACUUAUAACGAAUUGGCCUACUUGCUCAACUCGCCAGAGUUGGACAGCGGCACGCGUAGUGAGUUGCAACAGGGAGACUUGAUUUCUCUAGCGUCAAAACUAAAGUCGAAAUACAAGCUAGGCAAAUUGCCCGUCUUGGAUGAUAUUCUCAACGGCGUCAUUGUGCUAACAAAGGAAGAAUUAGAAGCAUCGGCGCGAUCCGAGCCCAAAAUCGCUGCUCAGAAUGUCCAACUCAAUCUACCUUUUAAUAAUGCAGUUAAUGAGAUCUCGCCCAAUGGGGUAAAGAAUGAUUUACCGCCAUUGCCAGUCAUCAAUGACACAACUUUAUACGAAAAGGUGUUUGUCCACAAGUCCACUGUCAACAACAAGACCUACUUGGGCUCGGAGGCCUUGAUUCACAAGCAUAAUGAACGAUUGGAGUUUUUCGGUGACUCGAUCUUCAACAAUUUGAUCACGCUCAUCAUUUAUGAGAAAUUCCCCAAUUGCUCCGAGGGCGACUUAUCCAAGAUUCGAGCUGCGUUGGUCAAUAACCGAGUCUUGAAACAGAUUGCCAUCGACUACGGGUUUGAUAAAAAAUUGAGGACGAGAAUCCCCGAGGGGACUUUAUCUAACGGGGAGCAGAAGAUCUAUGCCGAUGUCUUUGAAGCAUACGUGGGUGCAUUGGGGAUCGAGAGGAAAUUUGACUUGCAAGAAGUCAAGGAUUGGUUAGAGAACUUGUACGAGAAUAGAAUUAUAGAGUUGCAGCUGGAGUUCAUCAAGGACCCCUUGGAUAGAGACGCCAAGACCGAGUUGUAUUCCAAGAUUGGCACUGCGGACGUUCACCCCAACUACAAGGUGGUCACCGUGGGAGAUGGUGUCCACGUGGAGUACGUGGUUGAGUGUACCAUCAAGGGCGAGUUCUUGGGGCGCGGCUCGGCGGCCGGCGCGAAAGAAGCAAGUCUCCGAGCAGCCAUGGCUGCAUUGGACAACACUGCCGUUUUGGAAAAAUACUAUUUGGAGCGCAAAAAGGUGGAAAAGCCAAUCAAGAUUGCGCGAAGGGAACGAAACGAAGUCAAGAACAAGGAGAAAUUGAAAAAGUUGCAGGAGACAAAGGACAAUGGUGAAAGCAAGUCCGAUCCUGACUUUAAACCGGCGUCGCCCAUCCGCACCUCGAUGUUCCCCGUGCCCGUCAACUACGACGACGAAGUCGACUGGGACGCAAAGAACCAAUUGUACGCCUUGAUUGGCAAGGAAACCGCCACCAGGCCCGAGUACGUCAUUGCCGCGACGGACAACAAUAAGCACACGGUUCACUUGAGAAUCAGAAACUUGAACGUUGCCACGGCGUCAGAUACUUCAAAGAAGAAAGCAAUGUCGAGGUGUGCCAGUGCUGUUUGGAAGAACAAAGAUGCAUUGAGGGAGUUGUGCAAGCGGUUUGAGCCUAAAGAUCUGGAGGGCAGUUAA